AAAAAAAGAAGUAUGACUUCCAGAAACUUAAUGAUAAACAUAGUAUGAUCUUGUUGUCAGCAGAUGCGUUUCACGAUAAAUUCAAUACUUUUAAUGGACGCGGCUCAAGAUAUGGAACUAAUUAAUAAGAUCACCUAAUUUGGUGCAGGCUGAAAUGGGUAUUGGGUUCUAUCUUACCCUUAAUGUUCUCAGUUUGGAAACAAAAGUGGGACAACAUGCUAAGGCUUGAAGGUAAGGUAGAAGAGGUUGUUAGAGAAGCAGAGGAAGUGGCUGAGGUUGUUGAAAAGGUUGCGUCUAAAACAGAAAAACUAUCAGCAGAAGUUGCAGAGAAGCUAGACAAUGGUGAACUGAAACACGCCGCUCUAAUAGUUGAACAUGCAUCUAGCGUGAUUGCUAAAGAAGCUCAAAUAACUGAAAGUUUCAUCCAUAAGGUAGGUCAUCUCAAGCAAGACCUCAUGGACUUGGAGACCAUGGUAGAACCUGUCAUUGAUAAAUUUGAACACAAGAAGUAGGUUACACAUAACUAAGAAAGAUUAUAAGACAAAUUGUUUUGAAUGUCUUUACAAAUUAAGUUGUACUAAAAUAUGCCUUAUCAUGUAUAUAUCCUUUUUCAGAAGGCUUAUGAUCAUGUAUAUAUAUUAACACUAACAUAUGUAUGUAAAAUCACCAGGAGCACUAGCCAGAUUAUAUUUGAUUGGCAAGUGAUUCUAUAU
Molecule: messenger RNA, 713 nt
Organism: Erigeron canadensis
Lineage: Eukaryota; Viridiplantae; Streptophyta; Magnoliopsida; Asterales; Asteraceae
Exons: 3
Coding region: 183-512 (109 amino acids)
Source: RefSeq, a predicted model, not a curated record